UCUCGAUGACACGAGCGUCACGGACGUGGGUACGCGUUCGUCGCGCGCAGCAAUCCUAUACCGCGAUCGGCCGUCGUGCGUCACCGGUGUGUGCUGCGACCGUAUGACCAGUUCUCGAUGUCGGCGCGACGACGCUUCCGGUUUCCGGCGCGACACGCGCGCCGUUCUCGGGAUCCGCGACCCGCCGCGUAGCUGUUGCUGCUCGCGCCAUCCGGCGCCGGCCGAAUGACGACGACCAGCGACGACGCGUCAAAUGUUUGAGCCACGGGCGGAGGAGGGCGCGCAAAUCCCCGGCGGGAUGCGGCUUAUGAGAUGGAGCAUAACGCGCCGACUGGAGUCGCGCGGGUCUAACAAGUCGCGGCUGGAGAAGAGCCCGGCCCAGGAAGAGGAGAAUGACUUCACUUCGGACGGCGAGGAAAGCGGCGGUGGCGGGGCAAUUGGCGAGGAGGCCGUCGAUCUCACGGCGGCGAGGCCGCAUCAGGGCGACGACGACGACAAGGACGCCGAGGACCCUCUGGAAGAGGACGAGGAAGAAGGCGUCGACGAGCAGGAGGAUCAGGAUGAAGACGAGGAGGGCUCUCGCAAGCAGAUCCGCCAUCGGCAAGACGCGGAGAACAACAAUAAUUUCGUGGAGAGCGGUACGGCAUCCGCCAUCUUUCCGCCCGCUGGAACUAGUCACGUCACCCUCGAGGCUCUGCAAAACACGAAGGUGGCGGUAGCGCAGUUCGCCGCGACUGCCCUCGCCGGUGGUGCUGACAGCGAGGCGGCUCUGCAGGAUCUGGCUUUUCUGCAGAGCACGUUGUACACGCUGCAGCAUCAACAGGUAUUCCAGUUGCAGCUGAUCAGCCAGCUACAGCAGCAAUUGUCGAUAACUCACGGGCAGACAGUGCCGCAGGUAUCGACGACUGAGCCAGCCGACAGCAAGGAGGCGUCGCCGUCUCCGAUCAUUCACACGAAACCGUUGUCGACUCUCACGUCGCCGCCGACUUCGCGACCGCCGAGCCACCAUCAGCAGACGUCGCCGGCGCCGAUGACGCCGAGUCUGCUUCAAGAGCGGCCGACGAGCAGCGCCUCCCCGUUGAGCCUACCCCUGUCCACGGCGAGCGUGACGUCGACCACCGCCGCCACGACCGCCUGCAGCCAGAUCUCCCAGCCGAUACCGCACUGCUCGAUAAGCUCGUCCCUCGCCUCGUCGAUCAUAACGAACACGGACCCGCCGCCGCUACACGAGCCGAACACCCUCGAGAUGCUGCAGAAACGCGCCCAGGAGGUGCUGGACAAUGCGAGCCAAGGCCUCUUGGCUAACAAUCUCGCCGACGAGCUCGCGUUCAGAAGCGGCAAAGGCUCGCGCCUACCACCGUACGACUCGAAGUCGAGCGGCCGCGGCGAGCCCUUCUUCAAGCACCGGUGCCGAUAUUGCGGCAAGGUCUUCGGUAGUGACUCCGCCUUGCAGAUCCACAUACGAUCCCACACAGGUGAGCGACCCUUUAAGUGCAACGUCUGCGGCAGCCGGUUCACGACCAAGGGCAACCUGAAGGUCCACUUCCAGAGGCAUACGGCCAAGUUUCCGCACGUUAAGAUGAAUCCGAAUCCCGUUCCAGAACAUCUUGACAAGUACCACCCACCCCUCUUGCAGCAAAUCGCUUCUGGGCAGAGGCCAAUGCCGUCCCCGCCGCCGCCGCCGCCGCCGCCGCCCUCUCAUCAUCCCUCGUUUCAUCCGGCGGCAACGCACAAUUUCCUACCACCUCAGCCGCCCAUACCUCUGAGCCUCACCUUGCCCGGUAUGCCACCCAUUUACCGACCGCCGAAUAUUAAUCACCGGGACGAUCAGGAUGUGCCGGAGAACCUUAGUAAACCCGUAACCGUCGCCCCGUCGACGUCCCCGCAUUCCCCCGUCGCCAUGUCGAACUCUCGUCAUUCCUUUCACGACAAUCACCAACAACAACAACAGAAGCAGCAGCUCGAGCAAAGGGAGGAGAUCAAGCUCGAGCAGAGAUCGCCCGGGCAGGAGCAAUACCGGCCGACGAGCCAAGAGAACGCCGAGCGAAUAACCCCGAAGAGGGAGCCCGAUGACGCGGAGGAGGCCGUCGAGGAGGAAGCCGAAGACUACGAAGAGAGCACGAGGCGAUACUUGAAUUCCCCUCAAUCCUCGGUCAAUCCGUCGUCGCAGCCGCAGACGUACGAGGACUGCAGCAUGGACAGCAAGAUCAGCGGCCGUCUAGAAGGCGACGCUGACCUGGAGCUGGACGAGGAGACGGAGGAGCAACCGGAGAACCUGUCCGGCAGGGGCGCGAUCGGCCGGCUGCCGCAACAGAUCGUCGCCUAUCCGGGAGCGUCUCCGGCCAGCAGCAGCGCGAGCAGCGGUAGCCUCCAGACCUCCUUCGCCGGGAUCCUCUUCCCAGGGCCGCCGGCGCACCAUCAGAUAUCCCACCUGUCGGCGUCGACCGGUGGUGCGACGCCAGCCGUCUCCGAGAUGAUCGACCCGGCCAAGGACCCGGCGAUCUACUCGAGCCUGCUGCCGCGACCGGGCAGCAACGACAACUCCUGGGAGAGUCUGAUCGAGAUCACGAAAACCUCGGAGACGUCCAAGCUGCAGCAGCUGGUCGACAACAUCGAGCACAAGCUGACCGACCCGAACCAGUGCGUCAUCUGCCACCGAGUGCUCUCCUGCAAGAGCGCCUUGCAGAUGCAUUACCGCACCCACACGGGCGAGCGUCCGUUCAAGUGCAAGAUCUGCGGCCGCGCCUUCACCACGAAGGGCAACCUGAAGACCCACAUGGGCGUGCACCGGGCGAAGCCCCCGUUGAGAGUGCUGCACCAGUGCCCCGUCUGUCACAAGAAGUUCACGAACUCGCUGGUGCUCCAGCAGCACAUACGCCUUCACACCGGCGAGCCCACCGAUCUCAGCCCGGAGCAGAUCCAAGCGGAGGAGGUGAACGAGUUUCCGUCCGGCUACCACCACCAUCCGCUGGCGUCCUUCCUGCCGCAGGCGUUCCCGCCGUUGCAUCCGACCGGCGGUAGCUUCCUGGGAUUCCCCCCGAGGCAGGUGACGACGCUCGAGCGGCAGACGCAGGAGAACGACAUGGAGCCGAAGGAGGAGCGGCAGCAGCAGCCGCCGAGAUUCAUGGAGGAUCACGGCGAGGAAGUGGAGGAUCAAGAGGAGGACGAGAAGGACCGCAGGGAGGACGACGAGAGGUGCGAGGUGAGUCGGCGCAGCGCCGAGGACGAGCAGGAGCACGAAGACACCGAGCACAAGGACAUCGCGCUGCCGAUGUUCUCGACGUCGCUGGCGGCUCUCGAGAAUCAAGUCAGGACCAUUACCACCACCGCGACGACCACGGUGGCGAACGUCGCCAGGUCGCCGUCCUUUCACCGGUUUCACAACGGCAGCGAGAAAAGCGACAGUCCGCCGACGUCCGGCGCGCCGCUCGACCUGACCCCGCGCGCCUCGUCGACGCCGGCCUCGGUGGCGUCAGCGUCGCCGACACCGCCGCCCCAGACGCACCAUCCGCCGCCGCAUCCCUUCGGCAUGUUCGCAGGGCUGCUGCAAGCGGUCUCCUCGACCCCCGCCACGAGCACGAUGGGCUCGUCGAGCAUAAACAGCGUCGCCUCGAUGAGCGCCGUGACGCCGGGCACCGGUGGCAGCGGACCGUUAGCUUCCCUGACCACCUCGGCCGUACUAGCCGCGACGUCCUCCUACAAUCCGCUCGGUCUAGCUGUCGGAGGGUCAGCAGUACGUGGAAACACCACAUGUAAUAUCUGCUACAAGACGUUCGCGUGCAACUCCGCAUUAGAGAUUCAUUACCGGAGUCAUACGAAGGAGCGACCUUUCAAAUGCACCAUAUGCGACCGAGGCUUUUCCACGAAGAACGACGGUUCCGGUCAGCAAGUAUGCUCCUGCGCGGACCAACCCUUCGCCGCGAAGGGUUCGAUCCCCCCACAACCCGAUCCCCAAUAUCACUCGUACCCGGCGAGAUCGGCCGACGGAAGUCGUGAGAAACCGAAACGCAGGCGGCGGCGGCCUGAGGAGCGGAAGAACCGGGGGCGGACAGGAACAGGAGGGGGGCGAAGGCUGACGUCUGUUUAUCCUGUCGUCCGCCUGCCCCCGCUGAUGCCACCCGCCCUCGGACUUCUACCCUCGGACCACGUCUUCCUGGGUAAUAUGAAGCAGCAUAUGCUGACUCACAAGAUCCGCGAUAUGCCGCCACAUCUGUUCAGCGACGCCAAACACCAGCAGCAUCAGCAGCAACAGCAGCAGCAGCAGCAAUCGCAGGAUCACGAGACUUCCAGGAGUCCUAUGGGCACCGACGACUCGAGCCUACCGCCCCCGCCGCCCCCGCCGCCGCCGCCACCGCCGAUGCCGCCGACGUCCAUCGAGUCGGCGAUGCCGGUGAAAAGGUCACCGCCGGACGGAAAUCUGCCAGCGCCGAAGAGAUCAGCCAGCGUGCCGAGCAAGCACUUGUGCCAGAUUUGCAAUAAGAAUUUCUCCUCGUCUUCGGCGCUCCAGAUCCAUAUGAGAACCCACACUGGCGACAAACCAUUCCCAUGCCACGUCUGCCAGAAGGCCUUCACCACCAAAGGCAACCUCAAGGUGCACCUGGGCACUCACAUGUGGUCCAACGGGGCGUCGCGCCGAGGCCGACGAAUGUCACUGGAUCUGCCGCCCCUGCCAAUCACGCCCAAGGACUCGGAGUUUCUGCAACGACGGCCGGAUCUCUUUUACCCCUACCUUCCCGCGCCGUUCCUUAACGGCGUCCAGCAGAAGCUGAACGAGAUCUCGGUGAUACAAAGUAACAACGGGCUGCCGCCGCACUCCGUGGGCGCGGGCAAGUACGCGAGCCUGUUCGGCUCGGUGUACGGCGCCGGCGGCGGCGGUUUCCCGCUGGACAAGCAGCCGACGGCGGCGAGCAGCAACGGGCCGUUGGUGGACGGGAAGCCCGCGAUCCCCUCGGGCUCCAUGCUCUUCCAGACGCCGUCGCCGUCGCAUUCGCCCGGCACGCCGUCCUCGAACAGCCAGAACUCCGCCGGCGCGGUGACCGCCUGGACCGGCGAGGCCCUCCAGCACCACUUCGAGCGGGAGACGCCGAGCAGAGGUGAGAGCGACGCGACGCCACCCGCCGCACGGCUGCCGCCGCCGCCGACCCGGGGCGAGGGACUGGCCGCGUGAGAACCUCGACGAAAUACAUAUCUCACCGCCUCGUAGAAGGCCGCGACGACGUUCGCCGCCGAGGGCUUAGAGGCUGAUCGUAUGAUCGAUUCCUUCGAGAGAACU
This is a messenger RNA of Dinoponera quadriceps, 5272 nucleotides long. RefSeq names its product homeotic protein spalt-major-like (gene salm). The record is from RefSeq and is a predicted model, not a curated record. Gene Ontology annotation, molecular function: DNA-binding transcription factor activity, RNA polymerase II-specific; RNA polymerase II cis-regulatory region sequence-specific DNA binding. The transcript has 8 exons. Gene Ontology annotation, cellular component: nucleus. Gene Ontology annotation, biological process: regulation of transcription by RNA polymerase II. NCBI's taxonomy places the organism in Eukaryota, Metazoa, Arthropoda, Insecta, Hymenoptera, Formicidae. Bases 254 to 5167 code for a protein of 1637 amino acids.